Sphaerodactylus townsendi is the source of this 2883-nucleotide messenger RNA. It is a transcript of the gene WDR83, whose product is annotated as WD repeat domain 83. Gene Ontology annotation, biological process: mRNA splicing, via spliceosome. Gene Ontology annotation, cellular component: catalytic step 2 spliceosome. The record is from RefSeq and is a predicted model, not a curated record. Gene Ontology annotation, molecular function: protein binding. The transcript has 10 exons. Bases 296 to 1246 code for a protein of 316 amino acids. NCBI's taxonomy places the organism in Eukaryota, Metazoa, Chordata, Lepidosauria, Squamata, Sphaerodactylidae.
GGGGGAGGGGGAAGCUCGCGGAUAAUAAGCGGAACGAAAUGCAUUGUGCUCAGCAGCUGCGCGCCAGGAGGAGCCAAUUGGGAUGGACACUGUGCUUUUCCUAUAAUGUUUCCCCCUUCUUGUUCAGGUGGUGUUCCAAGGUGAAAAACCUACCAGGAGCAAAGCAUUCCCAGUCCUUCAAUUCAAUCUCAAAUAUUCCUGGUGCAUGAAACUUCACAGUCGAUGUUGCUGUGUCACCAACCAUAUGGGAGCAUCAUUUACAGUGUACUUGUGAAACAAGUUACUUUUCUUCAUAAUGGCUUUUCCAGAGCCAAAGCCAAAGAAACCUGAGCUACCUAAAAAACUGCUGGACACAUUGCAAUGUAAACAGGGAGCUGUCAGGGCUGUAAGGUUCAACGUGGAUGGGAAUUACUGUCUCACUUGUGGUAGUGACAAGUCACUCAAGCUCUGGAACCCUCACAAAGGGACUCUUCUCAAGACAUACAGUGGCCAUGGCUAUGAGGUCCUGGAUGCAGCAGGGUCGUUUGAUAACAGCCAGCUUUGCUCGUGUGGAUCAGACAAGACUGUUGUUCUGUGGGAUGUGGCUACGGGGCAAGUGAUUCGUAAGUUUCGUGGCCAUGCAGGGAAGGUAAACUGUGUCCAGUUCAAUGAAGAGGCUACAGUGAUCUUGUCAGGAUCUAUUGACUCCAGUGUCCGCUGCUGGGACUGUCGCUCACGCAGACCAGAUGCCAUCCAAAUACUGGAUGAGGCCAAAGAUGGCAUCUCCAGUCUGAAAGUGUCAAAUCAUGAAAUCCUUACAGGUUCUGUAGACGGACGUAUCAGACGUUAUGACUUGCGCGCUGGGGAACUCUGCUCAGACUACAUUGGAAGUCCCAUCACCUGUGUAUGUUUCAGCAAAGAUGGACAGUGUACGCUAGCUGCUACUUUGGACUCCACACUACGCUUGCUGGACAAGGACACAGGCGAGCUGCUGGGAGAAUACACAGGCCACAAGAACGUAGCCUACAAGAUGGAUUGCUGCCUGACUGAGAGAGAUACACAUAUUGGGAGCUGCUCUGAGGAUGGCAAAGUGUAUUUCUGGGAUUUGGUUGAGGGAUCCCUGGCAAUGAGCUUACCUGUGAGCAACAGUGCAGUCCAGUCUCUGUCGUUCCACCCAACUGAGGCUUGCUUGCUCACUGCAGCGGAGGGCCUUGUGCAGUUUUGGAGGGAGGAAUCGUACGUGGCGGAGGAGGGGCCAUCUGCUUGAUCACCAGCCCUAUAUGGGUGCAUCAGAGAACUAACAACAGAAGAUGGAGUGCCACGUAUCAAUGAUUAUGUAAGACAAUGCACAGCACCUGCAUCAGAGAACUUCAGAUGCAAAGAUUUGGGCUGCUGUAACCUAUCAUGUGAAGCAUCACAUUGUGCUCACUGUCUCCAGAAAGGGUUGUGGCAUCGAACUAGGGCUAUUCACAUAAACACUGAACUGUGCAUCUUCAAGAGGACUAGCCCUUUCAUGUCCUUUGGGUGGUUUAAAAAGAGGCCACUUCCUGUGCUAGAAUUGCAUGUGUCUUAUUGCUUUGAGCUGUCAUAUUGCAGUUUCCUAUUUUACAACCAUUAAGUCAAGUAUAAUAUUGUAUUUUGUAAUUCCACAAGUGUAGUCAUGUUGGCCUGCUAAAAAGAAAAUUAAGCAGGGGCCCAGGAGCUCAAUAGUCAUUCAGACACCGCAGUGUAUAUUGCAGCAUAAGCUUUCGUGUGGCAGAACUCACUGCACAGGAUGUGAUGAAGUGAGCCGUGACUCAAGAAAGCGUAUGUUGAAAUACAUAUUGUUAGUGUCCACAGUGCUGCCGGGCACCUGCAUCGUUCCUGUUUGCAGUGGGUUUUUAUUCAUGGAUCAUGCUGUAGCAAAGCAACUUGAUUAAAGUCAAAACACAGAAGCCCUGUUAAUACAACUAACAUAGCGUGCAUACGUUCCUCUGUUACAUGAAUUCUCUCUCAUCUCCAAACUGUUCUCUUCCAGGGCACGAGUCCCUAAUCUCCAGGAAUCCCCCGAGUUAAAGUGGACACCCCUAUCAUCAUUGGCAGGCUCCUAUUAAAUGAGAAAUGGUGGUGUGUUGUUGUUUUUUGGAAUCUUCUAGGUGAUUGAUUCCCUCUAGUUCAAAGACAACCAACCUAGGCGGUCCAAUAUAUAUUUUACUUGCCCCGAUGCCUGUUGAUAUUAUUUGCUCUUUCUUUUAUUUGGGAAAGGACUCUUGAAAAUAACGGCAGUCAAAGUAAAGAGUGUUAUGUUAAAUGGAGGGAAAUGGGGCGGGGGGGGGGGGGGGGAAAUGUUCACACACCAACAAAUCUCCCAUAUGAUUGAUCAGCAGUCUGUUCUCCGAUCCAAAAACAACACAGUCCCACAGUCAAAUGCACACUUUAUGUCUCUUUUGCAAUAACCCCAGAAAAUAUUCUUUAAUUAAAAUUUAAAACCGUAACUGAUUAAUUUUCUGCGUAAACAGUUUCCAUAAACAUGGAAUGUCAGCAGUUUAAGGGCACACGGGUAUAAAUUUUGUUUCCAUGCCCUUCUGGCUCCAGGAUCAACAGUGAAAGGGUGGUGGAGGAGAAAGCAAGUUCCAGAAGGCUUCAAGUUCAGGGGAAAAGUUCAUGAGUUUAAUAUGCUAGACAGAAUGCAAGAACAGUGCUUCAGCUUCACCUCCUUAGAACAAGCCCUUUAAUGAAAGGGACUACUAAAAUGGUCGGAAGGAAACAACGGGGAGAAGCCCAGGUUCUAUGCUUUAAAUCCUUGGGGUAAUUUUCUGUACGGUAAUGUAUUUUGCUGUGCUGCAGAUGAUUUCACUAUGUCAGUCUCCCUUUUCACUUUUUUAUAUGUGAAGAUCACUAAUUAAAAAUCAAACUAUUUAUGCA